Messenger RNA from Carassius carassius (crucian carp), 1295 nucleotides. RefSeq lists its product as uncharacterized. The transcript is spliced from 8 exons. Bases 335 to 961 code for a protein of 208 amino acids. Lineage: Eukaryota; Metazoa; Chordata; Actinopteri; Cypriniformes; Cyprinidae. The record is from RefSeq and is a predicted model, not a curated record.
UUAUAUUAUAGCUUUAAUUUUAUUACAAACGGUAUUGAAACAAACUAAAUUUACAUGUCAAAUGAAACACAGAUAUCUAUACAAUUCAUGUCAUGUAUUCAACAGUUCUCCACGUUUCCUCUGUGCAUCACUGUAAGCAAAGCAGUCAGCUGUGUAUAGAAAUAUAUUCCUGUGCCCGCAGGUUCAAGAUUUGCAUGAUUAUCAGUGUAUACAUCUGUGUGUGAAUAUGUGUCUAUGAACAGAGCUCUCUUGUCAGAGACACUCACUCCUGACGCCUUACACUAUCACAUCUGAAACAUACAGCCUUAAAAAAGCAGGACGCGCGAUCACGAGAAUGUUUAGCAGAGCGCUGUUUAUCAUCGUCUGUCUUCGUCUCUUAGGUGCAGGCAUUGGACAAGAUGAAACAUGUAAACUAGUUGAAUGUUUUAACUGUUCUCAACCUCUAGAAAGAAAUAUAGCACAAGUAUGUCCACUGUGCCAGCCCACGUCAAAAAACUGCACCGACGAUGUUCUGUCAAAUUGCACGAUAAAAGAUUUUAAUGUGAACGUAAACACCUCUUCCACCAAAGUUCCAGAGGGUGAGACCGUGACUGUUAACUGCACUCAUGAUGUUCCCAAAGGCUCCAUCAGCUGGCUAAACAACAAUGAAUUACAGAAAGACGAAAAUAAAGAAAUAUUCCAAAUCAAGUACAUUCCAAAAACCUCAGUGAUCAGCUGCCAGGUUAAAAGUAUUUGUGGGAACUACAACUCUACUAUAACAAUUGAAGUACAAGCUAGUAAUAUUUUGGUGGUUUUACUGAUUUGUGUCGGGGCAGCAGCUGCUCUCCUCAUGCUGUUUGCAAUAGUCAUGAAGAUCGCACUCAAGAGAGGACAAGCUCAGAGUCAGGCCAGAAAGAGACAAAGACAGCAGAACCUGGAGAACAUCCACAGCUCUGUGAACACGGUCACCAGCUACUACUGAGAGAGAGCGCUUCUGCAGCUGAAGCUCCUGAUUCAGAGACCUUUCAGUUCUACACUUCACAAAUAUUUAGACCUAAAUUUAGGAUUUGUGUUUUUGAAUUGCAUAUAAAAUUUCCAUCCAUUUGGAAUACAUAAUUUUAACAUAAACGAAUAAUUGAGCUUUUAACAUGAAACUCUAUGAACUUUAUAUGCAAUUCAAUUCAAUUUUGUUAAAUUAUUAUCAUUAAAUGAUUUGGUGUGAAGUUGAAUCACUAGAUACAUGGCAUGUUUUUUGACUUGUUAGGUCAUCCUAAAAACACAUGCAGAAAUCAACAAUGUGAAAUACAGUGGUUAUA